UUGCGGCCUCUAACUUGUUAACCAUGCUCAGCCUCAGCGCUCAUGCCUGAUCUUACAAUACUAUAGAGUGGUACUCCUGAGAAGGUGUCAGGCUAGGCCUUCGGUAUAUAUAUAUGCAUAUAAGGUACAGCUCUAAUGAAUUGAAGAACCCCCAUACCCCCUUGGCAUAUUUAUCGCUAGAUGUGGCCAAUCAAGUUGAAGUUGCCAGGUAUCUUUAUGCCGUCACUCUUGGUGCAUAUGUGUGGGACAUUGCAACCAACUUGGAUAACAACUAUAAACUCCUUGUCCACCACCGGGUUGGUUUUCCCACUAUUGCUUAUUGGUUAUCAAGAGUUUUCACCCUGAGCUGGAUCCUUACUAUGCUUAUUUUCCAAGCUGGUUUCAUACCAAACUGCCAGGCACUGCAGAUUGCUAUGGGUGUAUGUCUUGUUCUAGCACAAUCAGCAACAUCCUUGCUUUUUCUUCUACAGACUGUGGCAAUAUGGCAUGGGAAUCACCAAACUUGUGCUAUGUUCAUCGUUUUAUGGGUGGCUGUUGUUGGGUCGUCACUGUCAGUGCCCAUAAGCACUGUUCCUGGAAAUAUAGGUCCAACACAACAAUGUAUUGUCCACAAAGUUUACGGAUAUGCUGAGCUAUUUUCAGCGGUAGCGAUGCUGAAUGAUAGUGUGAUACCUUUUGCCAUAUCAUAUCGCAUCCUCACGCGCUGCACAUUAGAAAAAUCAUUUAAAUCCCAGAUAGGGGCUUUUCUUGAUCAAGGCUCUAUCCCAAAACUCUCGUGCUCUUCUGCAAGGUGGUCUACAAUAUUACGUCAUAGCGGUUUUGGGAAUAUCCUACUCCUGGUACUUUUAGUGAUAUCUAGUGUCCCU
This is a messenger RNA of Serpula lacrymans var. lacrymans S7.9, 866 nucleotides long. RefSeq lists its product as uncharacterized. The record is from RefSeq and is a predicted model, not a curated record. Lineage: Eukaryota; Fungi; Basidiomycota; Agaricomycetes; Boletales; Serpulaceae. The transcript is spliced from 6 exons. The annotation marks the transcript as partial.